AUGAUCGGCACCAGAGAUAUCGCAGAUUGCGCUGUGGUCGUUUUGAGUGAAUCAGUGGAGAAACAUGAUCGUAAUGUGUAUGAACUGGGUGGCGAGGCUUUGAGCCACGAAGAACGAGCAGCUGUGUUCGGUCGCGUGCUUGGCAAACCGAUCACCUGUGAACAACAAUCGUUCGAAGCCUUUUACAAAGCACUUACUGAUCAUGGCAUGUCGCAUUCAAUCGUACACAAUUUUGCAAUGGGCGCUUCGAAAGACAUUUGUGAUACUACCACCCCACAAAUCUCCAUUCUCAUCGGUCGGCCGUUACACACCCUUGAAGAAUGGCUCAAAGACAACGUUAAAGCAUUUCAAUAG
This is a messenger RNA of Didymodactylos carnosus, 354 nucleotides long. The record is from the annotation of a GenBank genome assembly. NCBI's taxonomy places the organism in Eukaryota, Metazoa, Rotifera, Eurotatoria, Philodinida, Philodinidae.